Messenger RNA from Saccharomyces kudriavzevii IFO 1802, 1182 nucleotides. RefSeq names its product peptidylprolyl isomerase RRD1 (gene RRD1). The transcript has a single exon. Gene Ontology annotation, cellular component: nucleus; cytoplasm; protein phosphatase type 2A complex. Lineage: Eukaryota; Fungi; Ascomycota; Saccharomycetes; Saccharomycetales; Saccharomycetaceae. The record is from RefSeq and is a predicted model, not a curated record. Gene Ontology annotation, molecular function: protein tyrosine phosphatase activator activity; peptidyl-prolyl cis-trans isomerase activity. The coding region runs from base 1 to 1182 and encodes 393 amino acids. Gene Ontology annotation, biological process: mitotic spindle organization.
AUGUCGCUGGACCACGUUGAUUGGCUGCACGCCACGUUCUCCACGCCCGUGAAGCGUAUCUUCGACACGCAAACGACGCUGGACUUCCAGUCCUCGCUGGCCAUCCACAGGAUCAAGUACCAUCUGCACAAGUACACCACUUUGAUGUCGCAUUGUCCGGACCCUGAUGCACACGCGGCCUCCUCGUCAAUCGCCAUGGUGAACGGGCUGAUGGGAGUUCUGGACAAGCUUGCCCAGCUGAUCGAUGAGACGCCUCCGCUCCCGGGGCCCAGAAGGUAUGGUAACCUGGCGUGCCGUGAGUGGCACUAUAAGCUGGACGAGCACCUAUCUCAGUGGCUCCAAGAAAUGCUGCCCGCAGAAUACCAUGUGGUGGUGCCCGAGUUGCAGUAUUACUUGGGCAACAGCUUUGGUUCAUCGACAAGACUGGACUACGGCACGGGGCACGAGCUCUCGUUCAUGGCCACCGUCGCAGCGCUGGAUCUGCUGGGCGUGUUUCCCCACCUGAGGGGCAACGACGUGUUUCUACUGUUCAACAAGUACUACACGAUCAUGAGAAGGCUGAUUUUGACGUACACGCUGGAGCCCGCUGGCUCGCAUGGCGUGUGGGGGCUUGACGACCAUUUCCACCUGGUAUACAUCUUGGGCUCAUCUCAAUGGCAGCUGCUCGACGCACGCGCCCCCCUGCAACCUAGAGAAGUGCUGGACAAAUCGCUGGUCCACGACUACAAGGACACCAACUUCUACUGUCAAGGAAUAAACUUCAUCAACGAGGUGAAGAUGGGACCCUUCGAGGAGCAUUCGCCCAUCCUGUAUGACAUCGCCGUCACUGUGCCACGCUGGUCCAAGGUGUGCAAGGGGCUUUUGAAGAUGUAUUCUGUGGAAGUCUUGAAGAAGUUCCCUGUCGUGCAGCAUUUCUGGUUCGGCACAGGCUUCUUUCCCUGGGUCAACAUCCAAAACGGCACUGAUCUACCCGUUUUCGAGGAGAAGGAGGACGAGACUAUAGAGCAGGCUAAUGCAGCGUCGCCUGGCCCAAAUCACACGUCAACACGGUUCCCAGGGUCGCUGUCGAUGCCUCCUCCGAUGGGUCCGCCGUCCGGCAGCAGUAUCAACUAUCUACUAAGCCACCAGAACUCGUCGCAUAGGAACCAGGCCUCUUCCUCAAAAGAUAGACUACGUAGAUAA